AUGCUAGGAGCUCUUUUCAGCACACUCCUGCUCCAACGGCAGCAAUCCGACACCGCCCUCCUCAACUCCCAAAACACAGAUUCGACAGCUCCUACAGACUCAAAUGUGGUUGUCGUAGGCUCUGGCAUCCACUCCCUGAUCUACGCCAUCCAUGCCAAGAAAAUCGAUCUAAGCCAGCCUAAUGGCGGAUCAACAUCGAUCACAGUACUAGAAAAGUCAAAUAGUCCCGGUUAUAAGAUCGGUGAGAGCACAUUAACAGUUUUCGGCUUGUGGUUGAAAACAGUCGGUAUUGAUUCACCGCUGCUAUGGCGCCUUUUCGGCCCAAAGGAUGGUUUGGCUUUCUACUACCUUCCCCAGAGUGGUGAUCCAGAAAAAUAUACGUCGUUCUGCGCGAAUGGCCCGCCGGGUGAUUUUGUACCGACCCUGCAGAUUGAGCGCAAGAUUAGUGAGUUGCUGCUUACGCUAUUUGCUCAGCGGCUUGGUGUGAAGGUGUUGCAUGGGCACGCGGUUGAUAUUGAUGCGACGAGGUUUGAGGAGAAUGAGAGUACGGUUAGGGUUAAAAAUGUUGAGACAAAAAAGGAGUCGGAGAUUCGGACUCAACUAGUUGUGGAUGCCACGGGGAGGUUCCGGCGCUUUGCGUCGAAGGCGUCGAGGGUUAGACGUUUUGAGGGGUGGAACACAGAUGCUUUCUGGGCCUAUUUUGAAUGUCCUGGGGAUGAGUCCAAUAUCCCAUUGAGUAAUUACGAAUCGUGCAAUACCAAUCAUAUAUGUCUCGCAGAAGGAUGGGCUUGGGUUAUCCGACUACCAUCCUGGGAGGGCAGCUCAAUCCCAAAUCUGAUGUCAAUGAUCAACCACCUCCUCGACCUCAACGCCCUCAAUACCCCCGGUGACCAAUUCCCCUCUUGCUACGAACUUGCACGGAAGUUCAACCUCAAAUUCCGCUGGGUCGUUAGUAUUGGCUUCGCGCUACGUAACGACGUCGUAUACCCUAACGACCUAUCUGCCUAUGGCACCCACGAGGCCGAAAGGCGCUUCAACUGGAUUGUCUCCCGCUAUCCAAAAAUGCAAGGCCUUAUGGACCAGCAUGUCCUCAUCCAGGAUCUCUAUGGACCCAACACAACAUGGUUCAUCCGCAAGCAGCUUACCUACCAAUCGCCGAAGGUUUCCGGGAAAGGUUGGGUGGCCAUCGGCGAUGCCGUCGGAUUCACAAACCCACUUUUCUCGCCGGGAAUCAAUGCAAAUAUAGGGACCAGUGUGUUCGCCGCAGAGCUUACGCAGCACUACCUGGCAGACCCGGGAUCUCGCGCGGAGGUACUAAGCAAGUACGACGCCUACUGCGAGAACCGCAUACCCGGGCUGCACCGCAUGAACGUAUUCAACUACGUAUGUAUGCGCUCGCCCGCCCUGGGACCCUUGGGCCCACUAUGGCAGUACCUAGCUGGUACCGGAAACACGAACUGGCAAAAGAUCCGGUCAUACGAGUUCGACAACGUCAGCGAGAUGCUGAUGGGCUGGGACUGGGGCGCACACGAAGCUGAGUACGUCGCUUUCGUGACGCAGGCAAUCGCCUUGCUGGAGGGCCCGCCCACCGAGCCAACGCCGGAGGUGGUGCAGGAGGUGAUGAGGUUAUCCGACGAGGCGGUGACGAAGGCGCUAGCGUCGGGCAGGUAUAGGAAUCGGUGGGCGGGCCUGCUGAGGUGGUAUGACGAUGACCUGCGGUUCUGUGGGGAUAAGGUGUGGAAGGAUGUGCUGUCACGGCGGUGUGGCGGGUGUGGGAACUGGAGGAUUCUGAGGCAGGAUUUGUUGAGGUGUGCGACGUGUGGGCACCUGUCGUCGCCGGAGGAAUCGUGCAAGAUUCUUGUGUAG
Molecule: messenger RNA, 1866 nt
Organism: Morchella importuna
Lineage: Eukaryota; Fungi; Ascomycota; Pezizomycetes; Pezizales; Morchellaceae
Exons: 2
Coding region: 1-1866 (621 amino acids)
Molecular function (GO): monooxygenase activity
Source: RefSeq, a predicted model, not a curated record